This is a messenger RNA of Procambarus clarkii (red swamp crayfish), 1299 nucleotides long. NCBI's taxonomy places the organism in Eukaryota, Metazoa, Arthropoda, Malacostraca, Decapoda, Cambaridae. The record is from RefSeq and is a predicted model, not a curated record.
AUGCACAGGUUCCAACAAUGCAAGAAACCGCCAAGAGCAAUCAAUGCAGUCCGACAUGCAGCAAUACCAACAGCAAAGCGAUGGCCCACAGUUAUGAACAAAUUCCAAACAAUGCCGGGGAUGACCACGAGCAAUCAGUGCAGUCCGAUUUACAUCGACAAGACUUGUGAGGUGGAGAAUAUAGAGGGUGACGAUCAUCUGUUCCGCCCCUCUCAUGCUGCUUGUUGGGUCGGUUACACCUACGAUGCAGAGUCAUGCGGGACUUGUUCCCCGCUCGUCAUCCACAUUACCAAUUCUUCUUCUUGUUCUUCGGAAGACCUUAGGGAGUCAGCGAAUUGCAGAAGUGAAUCUCAUAGAAAUGCCGUUGAUAGAGUAAAACGGUUGAAAAAAGCAUACAAGUUUGCAAUGAAGUGCAUAAACAUCUAUGAAAAGAUGCACACUCAGCAAAAAACUGAGUUAAAAGAACUUGAAAUGCAGCUCACAAGAAAAGAGCAGGAGCUGCUGGAGGAGAGAAAAAAGAUUAUCAAGUUAGAAAACAAGCUGAAGAUGAGUGGGCAGUAUGCUAUGAGCCAGCCACAACCACCACAAUAUCCUGGCCAACAGAUGAUGGGCCCAGGCACUGUGAUGCGACAUGUGACUCCAGCAGGGGAUCAGAUGGUCGAUCAGACUGGCCAGAUGAUGUCUCGUCCACCACCGCCUGAAUAUCGGCAAAUUACGCUAAAGCAGCAGCAGCAGCAGCAACAGAUGAUGGGUGAACCUAUGCCUCAGCCAAUGUCCCAGAUGGGUCAAAAUAUGGGUCAGAUGAGCUACCAAGGCAUGCGAAAAAAUACGAGACCCCGUAUGGUUAGUUGCCCUAAGGUCAAUAUGGGGACAAGUCAAAUGAUGGGUAGUAUGACACGGCAAACAUUACCCCCUAAUAGGCCCACCAUGAAGCCUGGUAUGGUACCAACAUCAACCAUGAAUCCCACAUCUAGUAUUGCAAGUAGUACCAUUACUUGGGCUUCCAUGCCUACCUUGAGUGUGGAGACUAUAUCAGCUGUGAACAUGAGUCUAGAUCAGGUCAGCACAGCAGGUACCAUGGGUAUGGUUAGUCGCACACCCAUGGCCACUGGUCGCAUGUUACAAAGACCUCGACCACCUAAUGUUAACAUUGGUCCAGGAGCUGGUGUACCUAAUAUUGAAGCACAAAUGCCUCCUUCAAGACCUGAAUGGCGCCAAAUUAUGAUGCAGGGCAGCCAGGGUACCAUGAUUGGACCAAUGAGGCCAGGAUAUCCUCAGCAACAACCACAACAAGGUUAG